AUGGAACCCCAUGUCCAUAAGGAUGAAGACACUCCUUCUUCCAAAUACUUUUCGAUGAAGACCACCAUUAAGAAUAAUUCAUUCAUGAAGUCCAUCAGAGGUUGUAGUCAAAGAUACAAGUCUCGUUCAAUCACCUUCUCAAAAGAAGCACCCAAAACUACCAAUCAACCUCCAGAAAAACCAGCCUCAAAGCAGCAUGAAAAUCUGGAUGAAUGGGAUGACCAACAAUGGUUUCCAGAAAUUUCAUUACAAACUCUGGAGCAUGUCAUGUGUGGUUGUCCAUCGUGUCGAAAUCACCAUUCAACAUGUCGUUGUAACAGUGGACAAUAUUCUUCUCAAGAUGAUGAAUGGAAACCACUGACGAGAAUUUCAACUCUUUCAACUUCAACGAAUAUUCAAUCGUUUCAUCAAGAAGAAGAGUGGAGAAGAUCGGUCCAUGAAGGAGAGAAAGGAAGUAUCUACAUCUGGAAUCCAAUUCUUCCACAUGUACCAACUACUUGUAAUUUAUCUGAUUGUGAAAAUAAUUUUAUUAUUACCAAUUUUGGAAAGCAUGUUGAGGUUGAUUCAUUGGAUGUUUCAAUUCCAUCAGCAACACAACAACAAGAGACGACUCCAAGUCCAGACCAAUCUCAAAUUUUACACAAUGAAACAAGUUCUCUUCUUGAAAAUCCUUUGAUUGGAUCAAAGGAAAAAGACAAAGAACCUGAACUUGGAAUCCUCUCACCUCAAUUGUCAAACGUUGAUCGCUCUCAAAGAAGAGAACUCUUUCCAUGGUUGUCUAGUUGCAAACAGAAAAAAAUUCAGAAACCUAAAAAGAUGUUGAGACCUUUGGAAAUUCCAAAGAAAUCCAUUCCAUUGGUUAGAAAAUAA
Messenger RNA from Naegleria lovaniensis, 870 nucleotides. RefSeq lists its product as uncharacterized. Lineage: Eukaryota; Heterolobosea; Eutetramitea; Acrasida; Naegleriidae. The record is from RefSeq and is a predicted model, not a curated record. The coding region runs from base 1 to 870 and encodes 289 amino acids. The transcript has a single exon.